AUGUCUGCUGCUAAGUGUCUGCUGUCUCUGAUGGUGGUGCUCGUGGCCGCAGUGUGUGCGGUUGAAGCGCAGGAGAGGAUUAAGAUGUGUGGGAGAGAGCUGAUACGUCUUGCUGUCUCGUCCUGUGGUAACUCUCGGCUGAGGAGAAGCAUCCCAGACGUAGAACUGGGGCAGCAUAAAUUCACUUCUCACUGGGACCAGGAUGCCUCCACAGAGGAGACUCAGGCUUCAGAGACACCAUCUGAUGGAGAGAAGGAUGUCAUCUCCUUGGUUCCUCAUUGGUACCCCGUGUCCAACCGUAUCAGACGAGCUGCUGGGAAAAUAUCAGACAUUUGCUGUGAGAAAGGAUGUAGCCUGAAAGAGCUGAUCCAGUUUUGCUAG
This is a messenger RNA of Scomber scombrus (Atlantic mackerel), 381 nucleotides long. RefSeq names its product insulin-like 3 (Leydig cell) (gene insl3). NCBI's taxonomy places the organism in Eukaryota, Metazoa, Chordata, Actinopteri, Scombriformes, Scombridae. Bases 1 to 381 code for a protein of 126 amino acids. Gene Ontology annotation, cellular component: extracellular region. The transcript is spliced from 2 exons. Gene Ontology annotation, molecular function: hormone activity; G protein-coupled receptor binding. Gene Ontology annotation, biological process: adenylate cyclase-inhibiting G protein-coupled receptor signaling pathway. The record is from RefSeq and is a predicted model, not a curated record.